This is a messenger RNA of Austrofundulus limnaeus, 1746 nucleotides long. It is a transcript of the gene eps8l1a, whose product is annotated as EPS8 signaling adaptor L1a. Gene Ontology annotation, biological process: regulation of Rho protein signal transduction; positive regulation of ruffle assembly; Rho protein signal transduction. Lineage: Eukaryota; Metazoa; Chordata; Actinopteri; Cyprinodontiformes; Rivulidae. Gene Ontology annotation, cellular component: vesicle; ruffle membrane; plasma membrane. The record is from RefSeq and is a predicted model, not a curated record. Gene Ontology annotation, molecular function: actin binding.
AGCCAGAGGAAAGCCAGACUUGUUUUUCUUGUCUUGGUACAUCUGAAAAAGGCACGUCAUCCUGUUGUUGUAAACAGCCAAAACUCAGCUCACCUACAGUUAGCAGGAGGAUCGGUGUGAGACGCUUGGAUUUUAACUCUCAGACGACACUGAAAAGAUUUGAGGGAUGUCCGGAUCACAUCCUCAAGUGGUCCCCAGGAAACCAGCUGUUCGAGUGAGAAUCGCCUCAGGAGAACAGCCUGAAAAUGUGAACGGUGCAAGUGGGGAGUCGAGUCAAAUGUCCCAGCAGAAUGCAGACAGAGAAGUUGAAAUUUUAAACCACUGCUUUGAGGACGUGGAGAAAUUCAUGACCCGCUUGCAGCAGGCAGCCGAGGCCCGGAUCGUUCUCAACCAGAGGAAAAAGAGGAGCGGCAGGAAAGACAAGAAAACUGAGAAUCAAGUUUCUGACCUGUUGACGGCCAAAGCAGACCCUCCUCCAGAAGAAGACUUUAUAAAUGUCUUUCAGAAAAUUAAGUACUCCAUCUGCAUGCUGGACCGCCUCAAGCCUUUCAUCUCGCAGCCGAGUGCUCCGGAGCUGCUUCACCACAUUUUUGUGCCUCUCAACCUGACAGUGCAGACCACUGGAGGACCAACGCUGGCUGCAUCAGUGGUCAGUCCAGCUAUGACCAGCGGGGCGAUCUCUCUGCUCCACAAGCACCUGAACAAAGAGGAGAAGGAGCUGUGGAUAUCAUUAGGAACCAACUGGACUUCACCCUGUUUGGGCCUCAGUAGAUCCGUGCCUCUGUACUCUCCUGUUUUCCUGGAUGGGUGGAAACCUCGGGCUUAUGACUCAACUGGCCAGCAACUCGAAGAUCCUGUCCAGUCGCAGCACAAAGAAGAUGCCGUCAGAGACAGCGAGAGGAGGCAGAGACAAAACUUACUCGAAGAUCCUGUCCAGUCACAGCACAAAGAAGACGCCAUCAGAGACAGCGAGAGGAUGCAGAGACAAAACCUACCUCCACCUACAGCUGAUGGCAUGGAUAAAAUAGGUGGAAAUGGGCUCCUGCAGAAAACUGAGAAACUGUACCGCUGCAGUUAUGCCUUUGUGGCCAGAAACAGCAGUGAACUCUCUGUUCUCCAUGGAGAAACACUAGAGGUACUUGACUCCUCAAAGCGCUGGUGGAAGUGUCGGAACAGCUACGACCAAACAGGAUUUGUUCCAUAUAAUAUCCUGGAGCCUCUGUCUGCUGGGAACAGCGCAGAGAGGAACAAUCCAGAGCUUCGACCUGAUUUAAAGCAAACAGCCUCAAACCCUCGGACAAAGUGCCACUCCUACACUCCAUCAAGCUCAGACGGAGCCGGUUCUCCAGCUUUGACAGUGCGACCUCAGAGCACGGUUCUACCGUUUACAUCUAUGUCGAGAGAAGACGGGGAUCGAGUCCUAGUCAUGAACGAUGAGCUUCUGCAGCGGCUCACCAAGCAGAGGAACUCCGUGGAUCAGCAGCAGGUGGACACGCCCGUCCCCCUGAACUACCACUCCCCUCCUGCCGAGGUGACGACAUGGCUCACAGCCAACAACUUCAGUCAGCAAUGUACGCAAAGCUGCAGAAAAAGCCAUGAAGACGAAUUAAACGAACAGACUGACAUGAAUUAAGACCGUCUACAAAUACAGCUCCAAUAUUUAACUCCCACUGAUGUGUGUAUCUGUGUGUAGAAGUGAUUUAUCAGCACAAAAUUCAUUAAACUUGGCAAGGAUCGUGUUUUUAA